CCAAGACUCGAGAAAGACGUAAGGAACUAUAAGGAGUCGCAGAACUUUCGUUAUUUUGAGGACACACUUACGAUCUCAAUAUGUGACAAGCACUUUAAAAUGGAUUUAAAUGUAUAGAUAGUUGAUCGUGUCUAAAACAGAGCUGGUCUCUUGUUAAAUUGUGUGAUUUUUUGUUGUUUACUUUUCGUACCCGGCCGUCGUGUUGUGUUGCAAGCGGGACUUGCACACAGGACUUCACGAAACACGAUGACCAAAUUUGUGGAAUUAUGUCUGACGUUUGUGUUGGUGUGCUGGCCACACCACACCUUCGUAACAGCCCAGUGUAACUGUGGGACUGACUGUGCCACUAGUUGUGUGGCGGGACAGUAUUUCGAUUCAGGAGCGUCUGCAUGUGCUGUGUGUCCUCAAGGAAAAUACUGUACAGGAGCCGGUGCUGUUGCGAUCGACUGUCCAGCAGGGACGUACAGUGCUGCCACCGGGAACACUGCCUCGAGUGAUUGUACAGCUUGCCCGUCAGGGAAGUACCAGGAACAGACUGGACAGACAUCGUGUGAUGACUGUCCGGCUGGGAAGUCAUGUACAGCAUCCGUCGCCUCCAACUGUGCUGCAGGAACGUAUUCGACGGGAGGACAGACAACCUGUACGAACUGUCCCAUAGGAAGCUCAUGUCCCUCCGCGUCCACCGCUCACACUGUAUGUUCCGACGGAUAUUACACCUCCUCCACAGGCCAGACCUCAUGCUCCCAAUGUCCAGCUGCAAAUGAAUGUCCAAACCACGGAGCUCCAGUCCAGUGUGUUGCCGGACUGUACAGUACGCUCGGAUCCGGGAAAUGCUUACCUUGUGAAGAAGGAACUUACAGCUCCUCAGCAGGAUCCAUUUCCUGUACGCAGUGUACAGAAGGGCACUUUUGUGGAAAUGCGACUUCGACCCCGACACCUUGCGCAACUGGUUAUGUAGCACCUACUGGUUCCUCCACCUGUACAUUAUGUAGUUCAGAUAAAGUAGCAGACAGCAACCAGGCCCUCUGUGAAUCCUGUCCGGCUGGAAAGGCCUGUACCAACCCUGCAUCAACACCAGCAGACUGUGCGUCCGGUACCUAUUCACUAUUAGGGGAUGCCAGCUGUACCAACUGUCCCGCAGGGUCUAAAUGUUCUGUUAACAACGUAGCACCAGUCGCCUGUAGCUCAGGUGAGUACUCGGUAGCCGGACAGACAGCUUGUACAGCCUGUCCCGGAGGCCACUCCUGUGCCGAUGCUACAUCAACACCUGUACUCUGUGCUUCGGGGGAAUACAGUCCCUCAGGAACAAUGACCUGUAUCACCUGUACAGCGGGGAACUACUGCCCCCAAGGAGCAGACGUAGAGACGAGUUGUGCUGUCACUGGGUUUUAUUCAGCAGCAGGAGCAUCUAGCUGUACGCAAUGUCCAGCAGGAAGUUCCUGUACGACCACAGCCGCGACAGCUUGUUCCGCUGGAUCUUACUCCCUUCUGGGCGAGGAAACCUGUACUACCUGUCCGGCAGGAAAUGAAUGUACAAACCAGGGGAUUUCACCUGUGGCCUGUACCAGUGGAACAUACAACCUAGCAGGGUCCUCUACGGCCUGUGUCCAGUGUCCCGGAGGCUCCUACUGCCAAUCUACAACCGUCAGUCCUUCCUUGUGUGCCUCAGGUUACAACAGCAAUCCUGGAUCAAUAUCAUGUACACAGUGUCCAGCGGGAUAUGCCUGUCCAGACUUGGCGGACCUAACCAAGAACUUCCUUUGUGGUGCAGGCCAGUAUUCAGCAGCAGGAGAAAUGACCUGUACGGACUGUGCAGCCGGCUCUUACUGUCCCAGUACAGAGUCAGCAAUCGUUAUAGAAUGUCCUUCUGGGUACUAUUCCUUGGCCAAUGCCACAAGCUGUAUUGGUUGUCCAGCUGGGUCAAAAUGUCCCAAUAAGAACGGCGUCGGCAUCGAGGUGUGUAACGCCGGAACCUACGCCACAGGUAACUCCGUAGCCUGUACAGACUGUCCACCUGGCUUCUACUGCCCCCUGACAACCUCAGACCAGUCCAUCGAAUGUUCUCCUGGAACUUACUCCGUUGGAAUACAGACUUCAUGUACAGAAUGUCCGACAGGAACUGAAUGCCCUUUCACCGACCAGAGCACCCAGAUUCUGUGUGCACUAGGGACCUUUUCUGUAGGCAACCAAACAUCGUGUACCCAGUGUGCUAUAGGAUACGAGUGUCCAGACCCCUUCACUAACAGUAGUACUCCAUGUGCAGCCGGCUAUUACUCUAAUGGAGGACAGGAACAGUGUACGAUGUGUCAGGAAGGCCAAUACUGUGAAUUUACGACACAAGGCGGUUUAGACUGUGCUGAAGGAUUAGUUAGCACGGACGCUUCUACCAACUGUACAGCGUGUACUGCCGGGUACUACUGCCCCACUACCAGAUACUCCCAAAUGACUGAAUGUCCGGAGGGAUAUUAUUCUAUCGCUGGACAGAUAAAAUGUUCGAAAUGUGAUCCUGGGUAUCAGUGUCCGAUGGCUUCUACUACUCCAGCGCCACCUGAUGGCCUGUGUAACAAGGGAGGCUACUGCCCUGAUGGUAAACUCUUUGUAGCCUGUAAUCCGGGGAAAUACAACGCCUUCAACGGAUCAACAGUGGAGACCCAGUGUUCUCCCUGUCCGGCAGGGUACUACUGUGACCAGCAGGGACUGGAGGACUACUCAUUGUACCUGUGUCCUGUGGGGGCCUAUUGUCCAUCCGGAACUGUCGAUCCCACCAAUUGUCCAGGUGGUACCUACAAUGACCAGGGAAAUGCGACACGGUUGAGUGACUGCAAGGUGUGUCCUGCUGGAUACUACUGUCCCGAUGGCACUGGCGACCAGGGAACCAUUUGCCCCAAAGGGUUCUACUGUCUGGCCGGUCAGACUGACCCUACCGUGAAACCGUGUCCUGUGGGGACCUAUGGUCCAGCCGAGGGAUUCAGCAAUGAAACACAGUGUACAGAGUGUCCCGCGGGACACUUCUGUCCUGCUGGCUCCGGAGUCGCUCCGACAGAAGCUCCUACAAAAUGUUCCGCGGGGAAGUACAACCCUGACACAGGAAGUGGACUGGAACUCAACUGCAAGCUGUGUGACUCUGGGAGGGCUUGUCCUUGGGAAGGUCAAAUCAACUCGACACACGAUUGCCAGGAAGGUUACUUCUGUCCAGUUGGGACUUCGACCCCGGAUCAGUUUCCUUGCUUCCCAGGAACAUUCACCAACAGGACAGAUUUAACGAGUGCGGAAGACUGUGAACUUUGUCCUCAAGGAUACUACUGUGAAUGGGCCACAACUGGCAUGGGAACAGUGGACGGACCGCAGAACUGUAGACGAGGGUUCUAUUGUCCGCAGGGAUCCCCAAAUCCGGAGCAGUUUCCCUGUCCAGCAGGAACAUAUUCGGACGCUGCUAACCUAUACCAGGCUAGCCAAUGCACACCUUGUCCAGCCGGAUACUACUGCACAGGUGGUCAAAACAUGACGACAGGAAUUUGUCCAAUCGGCUACUACUGUCCCGAGUCCACUAUCAACGGGGAACAAUACGGCUGUCCGAACGGGACGUACAACAAUCUAGUGGGAGCGAUGGGCCUCAGCAACUGUACAAACUGUACACAGGGUCACUACUGCGAGUUUCGUACCACAGUUCCGGAGAAGUGCCAGCCGGGAACAUACAUGCCAUGGGGUACAGAUGGUUCUGGGAACAUGAUUGGUCCAGAGUCAGCCAAGCGACAGUUUGACUGUUUGGACUGUCCUGGAGGGUCCUACUGUGGAGAAGGGACCAUUACCCCACAUGAUUGUGGAACAGGUCUUUAUUCUAAAGUGGGACAAUUUGAAUGUAAAACCUGUAUAAUGGGUCAUUAUUGUGACAAUGUUACGACGUCUGAGAGUGACAUGUUGAAUGAAAAGGUCUGUCAUCAAGGUCACCUGUGUGGAGAGGGACUGACUUCCAUGUCUUCGGCAGCCGUCUGUAUACCGGGAACUUACUGCCCAGCAGGUACUCUUGAGAUGAUAAAUUGUCCUGUGGGUACGAUUCAGAAUGAGACGGCGCGAUGGGAUGUAACACUGCACUGUCUCCCGUGUCCUGCCGGCUCCUACUGUCUGGCCGCGUCAGCGUCUAUAACUGGUUUGUGUGAUAUGGGCUACUACUGUCCUAGUCCUGUCGAUACUGUCUACCUAACUCCUCCCGCGAAGAUCGGAGCUUACGGACCACAGCAGAUUCCCUGCCCCCAAGGGACCUACGCCGACGUGACAGGUACUCCGGACGAAGCUAGUUGUAAACCGUGUCCCGCUGGGUACUAUUGUCCCCUAGCCAGUACAGCCACCUUGAACUGUCUACAAGGUUACUACUGUCCCGCUAAUUCCUCGGCUCCGACCUCCUGUCCUAUUGGACGUUACGGAAAUGCUUCAAACCUGAUGGCGAUGGAUGACUGUAAUCUCUGUGACCCGGGUUUCUACUGUGACGCCCCAGGUUUACUCAGUCCCCGCGACCAGUGCGACCCGGGUUUUGUGUGCUUCAGUGGAGCGUCAACCUCUGGACCGACGGACGGUGUAACGGGAGACCGCUGUCCUGCCGGUGGAUACUGUCUAAAAGGAUCCUUUGAGGCGAAACCCUGUCCUAUGGGUACCUACAGUAAUGUGUCCGGGUCGGUAGAUAAGUAUGACUGUACCGACUGCGACCCAGGGUACUACUGCUCACAACUGUCGGGAGGCGCCCCAACGGGCCCGUGUAAUGCUGGGUGUUACUGCACGGGAGCUGCAACCAAUGCUUGUCAAUUUGCCACAGAGGCAGGUUAUUUUUCACCAGCGGCUUCCAGCUUGGUAACAGAGUGUUUGGUGGGGACCUACAAUCCAUUACCACAACAGGGAGCAUGCUUAACCUGCCCAGCAGGGUCAUACUGUCAAGAUAAAGCCAUGAAUUACUCCAUCAUCUGCCCCAGCGGUCAGUACUGUCCGGAGGGGAGUCAGAUUCCAUCUGAUUGUCCACCAGGGACUUUCUUGAGUCAACAAGGAAUGAUCAGCCUCGACAACUGCACUAACUGUCCCGCAGGUUUUUACUGUCAAGAUCGCGGUGCUUCCAACUACACAGCGGAGUGUAAGGCUGGACACAUCUGUUACGGGUCUGCCGAGUCAAGGGAUCCUGUAUACAACAACGACCCAACUGGAAACAAAACCCUCAUUCUCUAUGGCGACUCAUGUAGUCCUGGUUACUACUGUCCCCAGGGCACCGCUGUCAUGAUCGAGUGUCCAGUUGGCACCUACAACCCCGAUCGUAGUGGUCAGUCUGUAGCCAACUGUCUACCUUGUGACCCAGGACGGUACUGUAACAACACAGCUCUUACUGAAACGACAGGGUUAUGUUCGGCCGGGUAUUAUUGUAAGGGAGGUGCCUGGUUACCCUCUCCUGUCGACAACACAACCGGCGACAUCUGUCCUCAGUUCAAUUAUUGUCCGGCGGGAGCAGACUUGCCAAAAAUCUGUGACAUUGGUUACUAUGCCAACACCACUGGAAUGUCAGCCUGUCAACUAUGUCUGGCGGGGUAUAUCUGUUACCCAGGAGAGGCUCCUACCAUUUGUCCACAGGGAAAGUACUGCCCGGCUAGUACCCUGUCAGAUCCUCUUGACAACCCAGAUGCAUGUCCUAUAGGAACCUACAGUACUGACGUGGGGUUAUCUCUAUCCACUGAGUGCCUCGACUGUAAACCCGGAUAUUACUGUGAUGAAAUCGCAUUGGUGAAUGUCACUAAGAAGAUAGCUGCUGGAUGGUGGUCUGUAAGUGGGGCCACAGUGGCCCAGCCUGACGACUACCUGGAGCUGCGAGGAAAGUGUCCUAAGGGUUUCUAUUGUAUGGAGGGUACCAGUUCUCCCCUUCCCUGUGCUCCAGGAAGUUACGGGCCAUCAUUCUGGUUGAAGUCUGAGGCGGAGUGUACGGCGUGUGACGGAGGAUAUUAUUGUACUGGUAGUAACAUGACCACCACUGGCAACCCCUGUACGGCAGGUUACUACUGUAGUAGUGGCUCACCAGAGGCCGCCCCAGUCAACCAGACGUGGGGAGACAUCUGUCCCACAGGUUACUAUUGCCCAGCUGGGACCCAGGACCCAAUACCAUGUGACGCUGGAAAGUAUGCUAAUGCGACAGGAAGUACAUCAUGUCUAACCUGCCCGGCGGGUUACUACUGUACCGUCAACACUAGUGACCCUAUACCAUGUCCGUCUGGUCACUACUGUGAGGUGGGGUCAACGCUACCAUACUCCCUACCCUGUCCUAUCGGGAAAUUCAACAACUUGACCGGCAUGAAUGCUCUGGCUGAUUGUCAGACAUGCAGUCCAGGAAUGUACUGUGAGACACAGGGACUUGCUUGGCCGACUAAUUACUGUGAUGGUGGAUGGUUUUGUACAGGAGGGGCCACCUCUAAACAACCUCCUGAUCCCCUCACCGGGGGACAAUGUACCGUUGGAAACUUCUGUCCUAAUGGAAGCUCUGCAGAAAUCUCCUGUACCCCAGGAAUGUACUGUGACAAUGUCGAGUUAUCUGCUCCUGCGGGAAACUGUUCUGCGGGACAUUACUGCCCCCUAGGCUCCUCCUCUCUGUCAGCACUCCCCUGCCCCAUGGGUAAGUUCUGUAUCGCCGGAAGUAGCGUUGGUGAUGACUGCCCACCAGGUACAUUCCUAAACGUCACCGGGGGUUCCGACGUCUCAGAUUGUCUCCCCUGUUACCAAGGCUACUACUGUGCAGGUUAUGGAAAUAUCAUGGCAACUGCACAGUGUGACGCUGGAGUCUACUGUCCUUCUGGAAUGAACCUGUCCAGUCCUGCUGAGUAUACUUGUCCCGAGGGACAUCAUUGUCCAAUCGGAAGUCAUGAAGCCAUUCGCUGCCUGUCCGGUACGUACCAGGAUGAGACAGGAAAAGGGUCAUGUAAGGAUUGCCCUGCUGGCUACUACUGUGACAAUACCAUGGCCCCAGUUGUCCUCUACAACAACACCAUUUGUCCAGAAGGUUACUACUGUCCACUAAACACUAAGUACAGUUCAGAAUUUCCGUGUCCCAGCGGCACUUUCGGCAACAUUACCGGCUUCCAGCAAGUCGGCGACUGUAUUAACUGUCCAGGAGGAUAUUAUUGUGCCAUGCCGGCCCAGACAGACUACAGCCAAAUCUGUAACGCAGGGUACUUUUGUAAGCAGGGCGCAACAUCCGGGACUCCGUCACAGGGAGCUGAUGCUGACGAGUGUCCGGCCGGUCACUUCUGUCCACAGCAGACGGCUGAACCACAGAAAUGUCCACAGGGAACGUUCUCUAAUAACACAAAGCUAACAGCACAGUCCCAAUGUACCAACUGUACAGCGGGAAGCUACUGUGCUGAUCAGAACAUGAUGGAACCGUCGGGUCUGUGUUGGGGCGGAUACUACUGUACAGAGGGUGCCGAUAGUCCCACCUACAUCACAUGUCCUGAGGGGGCAUUCUGUCCCAACGGUAGCGACACCUACAGUCUCUGUCCCCAGGGAACUUACUCAAACGUGACCCACUUGACCAACAGCACCGAAUGUCUACCGUGCCCCGGAGGUUCUUACUGUGAAACCACGGGUCUCACAGCACCAACUGGCUUGUGUGGGGAAGGUUACUACUGCCCAGAGGGGACAGUUGACAAGGAGCCGCCCACCACCUUCUGUCUCGUAGGGCACUACUGUCCUGAAGGAGUGUCCCAGCCGAUUCCAUGUCGCAACUACACACAGGUGAACCAUACCCAUGCUGUCCAGUGUAACGCCUGUCCGGCCGGGUUCUAUUGCGACCUGACAGGACUCAGCACCAUCUGCCCUGCUGGCUACUACUGCCCGGCAGGAACGGGGAUCGACUGGAAGUCAUGUCCAAGGGGCACAUACAAUGACAUAGAGGGUAUUAGCGACGAGUCUCAGUGUAAACCCUGUCCCGCUGGAAAAUACUGCGACGGAGAACACCUCACGACUUCCACAGGUGACUGUGCCCCAGGCCAUUGGUGUGUAUAUGGCAUCGACCGACAGUUCCCCGACGGAAACAACCAGUCGUCAUCAGUGUGGAACAUCUCCUGCUACGAUGACCGUCAGCUUGGGUACGGAGGAAUCUGUCCCGUGGGGAACUACUGUCCCGGAGGUACAUCCAGCGUGUACCCCAUACCAUGUGAGAACGGCACUUAUGCUGAUACCACGGGAAUGGCUGCCUGUACCACAUGUCCAGCAGGUUAUUUCUGUGGAGAAGGAACGUCCAACUAUACUGACACGCCUUGUCCUGCUGGUCACUACUGCCCGGCUGGUACUGGCUACUGGAACCAGUAUCCCUGUAGUGCUGGCACUUACAAUAACCUGACCAUAAGGACCUCGGUUGUCGACUGUCUCAGCUGUCCUGGUGGAGAAUACUGUGAACAGACCGGUUUGAGGUACCCGUCUGGUCUGUGUAUGGCUGGCUACUUCUGUGACUCGGGAUCUGCCACAGCCACUCCCUCGGGUAUCGGUGGAAACAACUGCUCUGCAGGCUACUUCUGUCCUGAAGGGUCAACAAACCCCACCCCAUGUACCCCAGGGUCGUACUGUGGCAAUGACCUCUUGAACAUGACCUCUGGCCUCUGUGACCCCGGAUACUACUGUACUCAGAUGGCGACAGUUUCCAACCCAACUGAUGGAAACGUGACAGGUGACAUCUGUCCCACCGGGACCUACUGUCCAGCAGGAAGCACCGCACCGCUCCUCUGUCAGGCCGGAACGUACCUCAACAGCACCGGUAAUGAUGCUGACACAGACUGUGUAUCGUGUGUUGCCGGGAGUUACUGUAGCGGCAGUGGAAACAGCGUUCCUGACGGACUGUGCAGUGCUGGGUAUUACUGCCCCGGGGGUCAGGACAACCCAACACCAUCCAGUUACAACUGUACCCAGGGGCACUACUGUCCCGAGGGGAGCGUCACACCCCUCAGAUGUUCGUCAGGGUCGUACCAGGAUGACAUUGGACAGGCGUGGUGCAAGGCCUGCCCCGCUGGAUAUUUCUGUGACAGUACGAUGGACCCUGUUGUACUUUAUAAUAAUUCAUACUGUCCUACUGGGUUUUACUGUGCAGAAAAUACAACCAUGUCGUCGGAGUUCCCCUGUCCAACAGGAACCUUCAACAACAUCACACAUAGGACAAUGGUGUCAGACUGUACGCCCUGUAGUGGGGGAAUGUACUGUGACCAGGUCGGUCUCGCAGUUCCUGUAGGAAGUUGUGCGGCUGGAUAUUUCUGUUUAUCAGGUGCCAACAGCUCUGCACCAACACAAGGCUCUGACGCGGACAUCUGUCCUCAAGGUUUCUACUGCCCUGUCGGGACUGUUAGCCCACAGUCCUGUCCCCCAGGAACCUAUAACCCCACCACAGGCAGGCAGUCUGUAGACGAGUGUACCAACUGUACUGGUGGAGCUUACUGUCCCGACUAUAACAUGACCGCACAAGGACCUGACUGUCAAGCUGGUUACUACUGUCCCACCAAAGCUGAUGUGGCUCAGUUUAUCCAGUGUCCCGAGGGUUCCUACUGCCCGACAGGAAGUGACCAGCCUACACCGUGUGCUGCUGGCUCAUUCUCCAACAUGACUGGACUGACCGCUCAGUCCGGCUGUACAAACUGCACGGCUGGAUUCUACUGCCCAACAUCAGGUAUGACAGAGACAUCGUUACAAUGCUGGGGGGGAUACUACUGUCCCGAAGGAAUGUCCGUCCCCAACCCUGGGGCAUACAUCUGUCCUAGAGGCAUGCACUGUCCAAACGGCAGUGAAAUAUACAAGGAGUGUCCUGACGGGUCUUACACUAAUUACACUGGUGCCGCGUCGUGCGACGUAUGUCCUGCUGGUUUCUACUGUCUCCCUGUCCAGCCUGCCAACGAUACACUCAAUGCCCAGACCUGUCCGAAUGGCUACUUCUGUCCCGCUGGGACUGGAAUCAAUUGGAUGUCGUGUCCCAGUGGUUCCUAUAGCGACCAGUCCGGACUGUACCAAGUGGACCAGUGUAAGGCCUGUACUGCUGGGAUGUACUGCCAGGGCGAACAUCUGACCGCACCCACUGCAAACUGUUCCGCAGGAUACUACUGUACAUCCGGAGUAGAUCGGCCACGACCAGGAGCGACCAAUGACAGCGUAGCAGCCAACUGCACAUGCCCAGACCAGGCAUUCUACACCGGAGUUGGAGGAAUGUGCCCUCUGGGUCACUACUGUCCGGACGGUUCUGCCACACCCACACCCUGUGCAGCCGGGACCUACGGAGAGAGUACAGGACUGUGGGAGUGUGCCCAGUGUCUCCAGGGAUACUACUGUCUGGUCAAUGCCACCGAAUACUUGUCCACUCCCUGUCCUGCUGGUCACUAUUGCUCCAAUGGAACGACGUAUAGGACCCAGUACAGGUGUCCUCCAGGGACGUACAACCCCAACACACUUGGCACGUCAUUGACCGACUGUCGCGACUGUGACGCAGGACAAUACUGUCAAGGUUACGCCAAUAUUGCACCCACCGGUAACUGUUCUGCUGGCUGGUACUGCACCGCAGGAUCUGACAGCCCUAACACCACCACCAGUGGCGGGAUCUGUCAGCCAGGUUACUACUGUCCAGAAGGUUCAAGCAGUCCCACCCCAUGUCCAGGAGGGAAAUACUGUCAGUUUGAAGGUCUGGACACGCCCACAGGGAACUGCUCCGCCGGGUACUACUGCUCGGCUAAGGCAUCUUCUCUGACUCCCCCUGGGGAUAGUACCGGUGAUGUCUGCCCCCCGGGGUACUACUGUGAGGAGGGAUCUCUGGCUCCCACCCCCUGUAACCCAGGCACCUAUAGUCCUAGUACUGGGAACAGAGCCGUCAAUGAUUGCCUGGCGUGCUCCUUCGGAGAGUAUUGUGGCGACUACAAUCUCACAGCGACAACAGGUAACUGUAGCCAAGGUCACUACUGUCCGGAGGGACAGACAACAGACACGCUCUACCAGUGUACUGUCGGUCACUACUGUCCGGAAGCUACCUCCAGCCCUAUCCUGUGUCCAAGCGGGUUCUACCAGGAUCAAGUUGGUCAAUGGACAUGCAAGUUGUGUCCGCAGGGAUACUACUGUGAUAACAGUCUGGGAGUAGUGGUCAUCAACGAAACCAUCAAGUGUCCGACUGGCUACUACUGUCCUACAGGCACUGUAAGGAGUGACCAGUACCCCUGUCCUCUGGGUACUUACAACAACAUGACCGGGCUAAACCAGAGCUCUGACUGCACACCGUGUUCCGCAGGGUACCACUGCAGUAUUGUCGGCCAAUCAGAACCUGUCGGACUGUGUGCUGCGGGAUACUUCUGUCAACAGUACGCAGAACUGUCAACACCUAAUAACACUGGCUUUGCUGGCAUCUGUCCUCAAGGUUCCUACUGUCCUGAGGGAACCUUCAACCCUAUCGACUGUCCAGUUGGGACAUACGGCGGUCUGGAGGGUCUGACCAAUGUGACCGAAUGUACAGAUUGUACCGGUGGUCAGUACUGCGAGAUUCCUGGACUGACCACGCCACAAGGAGAUUGUACUGCUGGCUACUUCUGUACAGGAGGGUCAGACUCGAGGGUCAAGGAAUUGUGUACGGCUGGUAAUUUUUGUCCCACUGGAACUCAGACGCCCCAAAGAUGUCCCGAGGGAACUUUCAAUCCCUACCUUGGUCUGAACAGUACAGAAUACUGUACACCAUGUACAGCGGGCCAGUACUGCGAGACUGAGGGCCUGAAUGCCACAACGGGACCAUGUGAGGCAGGAUACUACUGCCCAGGGGGACAGAACUUCUCCCGCCCCGCGGACUACCCUUGUACAGUGGGCAAUUUCUGCCCUAUCAACUCCUCAGAGCCGAUGCCCUGCGCCAAUGGUACAUACAUGAACCAUACCAUGGCGUCUGAAUGCUAUACUUGUCCUGCUGGCUGGUAUUGUCGCUCUGGUAACCUGGUCGACCUGUGUCCGAUCGGUCACUUCUGUCCAGCUGGCACUGGGUUCGACUGGCAGCAAUGUCCAGUGGGAACCUAUAACAAUGAGACUGGUUUGACCAUGUCCAGCGAGUGUAAGCCGUGUCCAGGGGGGAGUUACUGUGACUUCAUGGGUAUGUCGACGACAACAGGCUUAUGUGACGCGGGACACUACUGCGAGUACGGUGUAGACAGACGUGAUCCGACGGGAGGAAACGCCACCACCAUUAACGGCACUUGCCAAGUAGCAGGUGGAGAGACUGGAGUGGGUGGGAUCUGUCCGGAGGGACACUACUGUCCCCAGGGAACAACAACACCUCUCCCAUGCGGACAGGGAACAUUCAGCAACGUCUCUGGAUUAGCUUCCUGUCAUCAGUGCCCAGCCGGCUACUACUGUGUACAGGGGUCCGUGACCUACGUGGACAGCCCUUGUCCCUCCGGCCACUACUGCCCUGCUGGUACUUACGUGUCUUCUCAGUUCCCAUGUCCCGCCCAGACCUACUACAACCUCACUAUGGCUCGGGAACUCAGCGAUUGUCUCUCCUGUCCAGGGGGAGAAUACUGCAACACUGAUGGACUCUCAGCACCGACUGGCCUUUGUUCUUCAGGGUGGUACUGUACUAGUAACUCCAGCCUCGCCAUGCCGUCUGCUCCCGAGGGUGGUCAGUGCCAGGCCGGAUUUUAUUGCCCCACUGGGUCGUAUGAACCUCAGCAGUGUAGCCCUGGCAAGUACUGCCUGACUGUAGGACUGGACACGCCCACUGGAAACUGCUCUCAAGGAUACUACUGCACGCUGGAGGCCUCCGUAGCCACCCCCACAGACAAUGUAACCGGUGCCAUCUGUCCAGUCGGACACUAUUGUGAGGAAAUGAGUUCUGCUCCCUCCCCCUGUCCCGUGGGAUAUUACCAGGACGUCCUGAUGCAGGAUGAAAUCGCUGACUGUAAGAUAUGCAUUGGAGGGAAUUACUGUCCAAGCCCUGGGGCUGAACUGCCCGCUGGAAACUGUACUGCAGGGUUCUACUGUCCAGUAGGUCAAAACUCUUCCACGCCUGAUGACUACAGAUGUCUAGUUGGCCAUUACUGUCCUGAGGGGUCCGAGUCAGCCAUUCGCUGUGAGAACGGCACGUACCAAGACCAAGAUUCACAGAGUACAUGUAAACAGUGUCCGGCCGGAUAUUUCUGUGACAACACCAUGGGGAUCGUCGUCCUUGACAACAGCACUACCAUCUGUCCCAUGGGAUACUACUGUCCAGCAGGAACACGCUACAACAAUGAGUUCCCGUGUCCUAUCGGCACUUUCAACAACCGGACAGGUCUGAGUGUGGUGACCGAUUGUACACCAUGUUUGGGCGGAUACCACUGUCCCAUGGUCGGCAUGGUAACACCAGUGGACAUGUGUGAUGCAGGACAUUUCUGUAAGCAGUAUGCCAACAUAUCGGCUCCCGACCAAGGAGCUGACGCCAACAUCUGCCCAGAGGGUUCUUACUGUCUUGUCGGGACUUCGACUCCAAUCCCCUGCCCCAAGGGAACGUACAGUAAUGGUACCGGUCUACAGGCUGAGGCUGACUGUACCCAGUGUCCCGCGGGCUGGUACUGUGACCAGCCAGGCAUGCUCAACGUCACUGGACCAUGCGAGGCAGGGUACUACUGUGAAUUGUCCUCCAACCACUCAAGAAGGACCAUCUGUCCAGCAGGCAGCUACUGUCCCGAGGGGUCGGGCUGGCCCUCGCCCUGUGACCUUGGGACUUACAGUAACACUGUGGGGCUUGUUAACUCCAGCCAGUGUACCGACUGUGACCCAGGCAGCUACUGUAAUGAUACAGGCUUGAUCACACCCACUGGAUCAUGUGACGGUGGUUUCUACUGCCCUGGAAGAGACACUGUGCAGAACCCUGUAGCUACGCCUUGUCCAGUUGGCCUACACUGUCCUAUAGGUAGUGGCUUACCAGUACCUUGUGAACCUGGAACAUUCGCCAACUUUACGCAGGCGUCUAUGUGUCUUACGUGUCCGGAAGGUUUCUAUUGUGUACCUGAAGAAGUCAUCCAAGGUAAUUCCACAACUGGUCAUCGUUUAUGUUCUCGUGGGUUUUACUGCACUGCCGGUACUGGUCGUAACGAGUCCGCAUGUCCGGCUGGGACAUACAGUAACCAGUUAGGCCUCGUCAUGGAGUCAGAAUGUCAGCAGUGUACUGGAGGCAUGUACUGUGACGUUACUAACCUCACCGCCCCUGUCGCGGAUUGUACUGCAGGGUACUACUGUGAGACUGGCGUGGACACACCCACCCCUACAGGGAACCACACAGGUACCGGCGGGAUCUGUCCGAUCGGUUACCAGUGUCCACGAGGCACUAUCGUACCACAAGGAUGUGACGCAGGAUCUUACCAGGACGAGAGUAACCAGGCAUCGUGUAAGUCGUGUCCAGCAGGUUACUACUGUAUCGCCAACAGUACGACAUACUCGGACAAACCGUGUCCAUCCGGUCACUACUGUCCAGCCAAGACAUCAUACGACACCCAAUUCCCGUGUUCUGCUGGAACAUUCAACAAUCUGACUGGUAAAUCUAAUUCCAGCGCCUGUGAGCCAUGUACCCCUGGAUCUUACUGUGGUUCCCCAGGGAUGAGCUCCCCCACAGGGCUUUGUGACCCUGGCUGGUACUGUACUCUGGGGUCUAGCCUCGCUCAAACUUUGACUGACGGUGGAAAAUGUGUAGCAGGAACUUACUGCCCCAUGGGAAGCUCCGCCCCUGUGGGAUGUGACCCGGGUAUGUACUGCAACGUUGACAUGAUGAGUUUGCCCACGGGGAACUGUUCUGCCGGAUAUUAUUGUGAUACCAACUCCACCACAAGUCAACCGACGGGCACCGGAGGUAACCAGUGUCCUUCGGGUCACUACUGUGUAGAGGGAAGCUCUGCCCCCGAACCUUGUACCCCAGGCUACUUCCAGCCCAGUAUGGGUGCCCAGAAUUCUACGUGGUGUCUAGCUUGCACAGCUGGAUAUUAUUGUAACAGUAGUGGGCUGGCAGUGGAGGAUGGCAUGUGUGAUGCAGGUUACUAUUGCCCCGAGGGCCAGGUUGUGAGGAACCCGAGCGCGUAUGAGUGCCCCGUUGGCUACAAAUGUCCGACAGGUUCGAGUAUCUAUCAGUUGUGCCCGGCUGGAUUCUACCAAGACGAGAUGAGACAAGACACAUGCAAGGAGUGUGUCGAGGGAUUUUACUGUGACAACUCCGUCGGACCUAUAUCUAACUACACCGAGUACAUCUGUCCCGAGGGGCACUACUGUCCUAAUGGGACCAAGGUCGCUAAUGAGUUCCCAUGUCCAACAGGCACCUUCAACAACCAGACUGGCCUGAGAUGGGACUCCGAGUGUAUGGCCUGUACUGGUGGACUGUACUGUACAGCGGGCACUGUCGUCCCGUCAAUGCCAUGUGCCGCAGGAUACUACUGUCGCACGGCCGCCCAAACAGCCGCACCUUCUCAGGGGUCAAAUGCUGAUCCCUGUCCAGUCGGUCACUACUGUCCGGAGCAGACCACUGAACCCAUCAAAUGUCUACCAGGAACCUUCUCCAACAACACCAAGCUGAUGAAUGUCACAGACUGUAACUCAUGUACCAUAGGUUCGUAUUGUAAUGAUUCGGGACUGAUUGAGCCGACGGGGCUGUGCGCACCAGGUUUCUUCUGUAUCGAGGGAUCCGACAACAGUUCACCACAGAUCUGUACAGCAGGACGUUACUGUCCGGAGGGCACCCACACACCUGUUAGGUGUCCAGCUGGGACAUUCUCUAACAGCACAGGACUGACCGCUUCGGGCGAAUGUACAAACUGUACAGGAGGCAGCUACUGUACACAAACCGGGCUCACUGAUGUUGAGGGCAACUGUACAGCUGGUUACUACUGCCCAGAAGGGUCAAGUACACAUAAUGCUAUCAUCUGUUCUAUCGGCCUGCAUUGUCCCGAGGGAAGUGACCAGCCCCUGGCCUGUGAAGCUGGAACCUUCACCAACAGUACAGGGAUGUCUUCCUGUAACAUCUGUCCUGACGGAUUCUACUGUGUGGCUCAGAAUGUCAGCGCUGGAAUUCCAGAAUCAGGAUAUUUUAAUUGUCCGAUGGGCUACUACUGUCCUGCUGGAACUGGACUUAAUUGGCAGCCUUGCCCGAAGGGGACCUACAGCCAACAAACUAACCUCUAUAUGGUGAACCAGUGUAAGGACUGCGAUGGCGGUUAUUAUUGUUCAGAAGAGGCUGCCACCAAUACGACAGGACUGUGCCAGGCUGGUUAUUACUGUCAAUCAGGUGUCGACCGUGCCAACCCCGACAACGCAGCCGUAAACAGCACAUACCCUCCAUCAUGUCCUCUGAUUGGUGGCCACACAGGCUAUGGGGAUAUCUGUCCCCUUGGUUACAAGUGUCCUGAAGGAAGUGACGCCCCUAUUGGUUGUCCCGCUGGGGAGUACCAGGAUGAGACGACUCAGAGCACAUGUAAAGCAUGCCCAGCAGGAUACUACUGUCUGGCUAACUCGACUGACUACACAGACAAGUCCUGUAACAGUGGAUACUAUUGUCCUGAAAACACCACACAGAAGUAUGCUAAUCCCUGCUCCGCUGGAACAUUCAACCCCGCCACAAACCAGGUCAACUCCUCAGCUUGUGUGACAUGUACACCGGGGAAAUACUGUCAGACCACAGGGUUGUCUGCCCCUACUGGAAACUGCAGUGGAGGGUACUACUGUUCAGGUGGAGCCACCAGUCCCAGCCCUACCGAUCCAAGCAUGGGAGGAACCUGUUCGUUAGGCCAGUAUUGUCCGGAGGGAAGUGAGGCCGCUAUUGAGUGUACACCGGGAAUGUACUGUCAGGGUAUCCGGCUCACAGAACCCACUGGAAACUGUUCUCAGGGUUACUACUGUAAUGGCAGCACCGCAUUUAGCAUGCCCCCAGAUGGUACCACUGGUGGAAACUGUCCUACAGGCUAUUAUUGUCCUGAGGGAAGUGCUUAUCCUACGCCUUGUCCGAUUGGUUACUAUCGAGGGUCUAUCCGUGGAACCAAUCCCUCAUCCUGUACCAUCUGUACCAAAGGAAAGCAUUGUGACUCGGAGGGCCUAGGAGCGCCAGCCGGAGACUGCGCCCCGGGAUACUACUGCCCUGCCGGUCAGACUUCAGUCACACCUGCCAACUUUAGCUGUGACCCAGGCUACUUCUGUGUGGGGGGCAAAGAGGCACAAGAGGCCUGCCCCUCGGGCACCUACCAGGACAACCCUGGUCAGUCUGAAUGUCUGACCUGUCCACAGGGCUACUACUGUAAUGCUACAUUUGGACCUGUGGUCAACUACGCAGCCACGGUGUGUCCUGAGGGAUACUACUGUCCGAACGGCACAGAGCAUGCUGACCAGUAUCCAUGUCCUAAAGGAACAUUCAACAACAGGACAGGUUUGACCAACUCGUCUGAUUGUUCGCCCUGCACUGGGAGGUGGGCUUGUGAUCAGGUCGGACUGACGUACCCCUUACAGCUGUGUUCAGCGGGCUACUUCUGUCGAGAGGGUGCUGAUUCUACAACACCUAACUUGGUUACUGCCGAUGACUGUCCUGCGGGAUCUUACUGCCCCGAGGGUACGGACGAGCCUAUCCCCUGCCCCGAGGGCACGUACAGCAAUGCAAUGAACCUUCAUAUGGAAAGUCAGUGUGUCAACUGUACUGGUGGCUAUCACUGUAACGAGACCGGUCUGACUGCCCCCGCCGGACAGUGUCAAGAAAGAUACUACUGUCCCUCUGGUUCAAGGUCGGUGACGGAGGCCCUCUGUCCAAUUGGUCACUUCUGUGGUGUUGGUACUGAGUAUCCAGACCAGUGCACAAACGGAACAUUCUCAGACGCGACUGGACUGGCAUACAACUACGAGUGUGCAAAUUGUACAUCUGGAUACUACUGUAACGGAAAUGGACUUACGAAUGUCACAGGGCCUUGUAAAGCUGGUUACUACUGUCCGUCAGGAUCCAGCGUGGAGACUCAGAUCAUCUGUCCGGCGGCCACGCAUUGUCCCGAGGGUACCGGAACUCCUCAGUACUGUCCAGACGGCUCGUUUACGGACUACGACGGAGCCUUCGUCUGCGAUGUGUGUCCUGAAGGUUACUACUGUAUCCCUGAGUUAGUGACUCCUGGUGUAGCAUCUACUGCCAAGACUCUGUGUCCCGAGGGAUUCUUCUGUCCUAACGGAACAGGACACAACUUUCAGCCCUGUCCAGCUGGAACCUUCAACAACGUUACCGGGCUACAGAAGGCAGAGGAUUGUAUGCCAUGUACGGAGGGAAAAUUCUGUCAAGGAACAAACUUGACCGCCCCCUCAGGCCUCUGUAUGGGCGGUUACUACUGUGUGUCUGGGGUUGAUCGUGCCAACCCACUUAUGCUGAACGACACCCAAUGUCCGACUGGCACUGUUCACCCAAUCAUCGGUCAUGAAUGUCCAGCUGGUCACUACUGUCCCGAGGGAUCAGACAAUCCCAUUGGCUGCCCAGCAGGCUCCUACCAAGACCUAACCAAUCAGAUCAAUUGUAAGAGCUGUCCAGAAGGCCAUUAUUGCUAUGCCAACACGUCAGACUACACUCCUAACGUGUGUCCAGGCGGCUACUACUGCGGCCUAAAUACAACUGACCCCUACAUGUUACCAUGUCCACCUGGUAGCUAUAACAAUCUGACCACGCAGCAGACCAUUGGCUCCUGUGUGCCCUGUACUCCAGGCAUGUACUGCCAAGGCGACGGGAACGCCUACCCCACAGGGAACUGUUCGGCGGGCUGGUACUGCACUAACGGGUCUUACGAGGCUCAGCCGUCCUCCAACGGUGGGGAAUGCCAGGUUGGAUUCUUCUGUCCAGAGGGGUCGUAUGCCAUGCAGAAUUGUACGCCUGGGAAACACUGUCAGACUACCGGCCUUCCUCUGCCUACCAAUGACUGUGAUGCUGGAUACUACUGUCCAGGGGGCGCCACCUCGGCCAGAGAAAUCAUCUGUCCUGUCGGCCACUACUGUCCAAUUGGAACUGAUCUCCCAAACGCCUGUAGGAAUGGAACGUACGCCUCCACAGUAGGUCUACAGAGUGAAGGAGAGUGUACGGAGUGUGACCCUGGCUACUACUGUAAUGGGACCGGUCUCAGUGCCACCACCGCACAAUGUGAUGCUGGUUACUACUGCCCUGGGGGACAGAGUGUACCGGAUCCCUCUGACUACCGCUGUACUCCUGGCCACUACUGUACCGUGGGUACAGGUACACCGUACCGCUGUGCCAGCGGCGAGUACCAGAACGAGUACCAACAGUCCACCUGUAAACCGUGUCCAGCAGGUUACUUCUGCGACAGCAGUGUAGAGGCAGUUGGAGAACUGACCAAUAACAGCUGUCCACAGGGUUUCUACUGUCCAGCAAUGACCAAUCUGUCCAGCCAGUUUCCAUGUCCAGCUGGUACCUAUAACAAUCGUACUGGACUGACCGUUGAGGUAGAUUGUCAGGUUUGUCCUCCUGGCAAGUACUGUCAGGCCACAGGGUUACCAGAGCCGGAAGGUGACUGUUUCGCAGGAUAUUACUGUAACGGAAGUACGACCGAGCCGACACCCACUGAAGGUCGUUGCCCUAUAGGAAGCUACUGUCCCCUUGGGAGCUACCAGCCCAUUCCCUGUCCAGACGGGACCAUUGCAUCCAUCGCGGGCAACACGCAACUCAGUGACUGUGAGCCUUGUAAACCUGGCAACUACUGCACACCUGACAGCUCCAGAAACGGCUAUAGUUUACCAUGUGACGCUGGCUACAUUUGCCUGAAUGGAUCAAACGUGCCCACUCCUACCGACGGAAUCAUCGGUUACGAGUGCCCAGCGGGACACUACUGCCAGUCGGGAGACGUUAAGGAAACCUUGUGUGAGGUUGGAACGUAUGCACCUAGCACUAAACACGCGGAGUGUCGUGAAUGUCCUGAGGGUCGGACAUGUCCCUACCAGGGUAUGAACUACACAGAUAUAUGUCCGGCUGGCUACUUCUGUGCUAAUGGAACGUCCGACAAUGGUCAACCAUGUCUCAUAGGUUCCUACAGUUCGCUGACAGGCCUAAUUAACUCCUGGGACUGUCAGGGCUGCCCACCCGGGAAGUUCUGUAACGCCACAGGUCUGGGAAGCCCUGCUGGAGAUUGUAUGGCCGGAUAUCUGUGUAUUGAAAACGCCACACAAGCGGCACCUAAUGAUGCACUCAAUAAGGCAUGGCCAGCUGGUCAUUAUUGCUUAGAAGGCGGUGUAACAGCUGAGCCGUGUCCACGAGGAACUUUCCGUAACCAAUCUGGUGGUGGUGUUCUCGCUGACUGCUGGAUGUGUUCCGGAGGUUACUACUGCCAGAACGAGGCUCUGACCACUCCCACCGGUCUUUGUGCAGAGAGGUACUACUGUCCCGAGUCGGCCAACAUCAGCACGGCCACACCCACAGAUUACAUCUGUCCGACAGGAAACUAUUGUCCUGCGGGCACAGCUGAUCCAGAACCUUGUGGAGUUGGUACGUACCAGCCUCUUUCUGGCCAGCUUGACUGUAUAUCCUGCCCCAGUGGCUUCAGCUGUAUGGUCAACACUAGCACCCCAGAGCCGUGUCCAGCCUAUUCCUACUGCCCUAACGGAACUUCUGACCCCUUCCUGUGUCAUAACGGAACUUACACCCUCGCCACUGACACCGGACUGGAGAAAGCAGAGGACUGCAAGGAAUGUGAAGCAGGAAAGUACUGUGUUGGUGGCCGUAUUGCCGGGGACUGCUCUGCCGGAUAUCUGUGUCUGAAAGGUCAAAGUGUUCCAACUCCUCCAGAUGAAAACCGCCCUAGUGGUGGAAACUGUACCUACGGAUUCUACUGCCCCGCAGGAACCACCUCUGUACAGGCUUGUCCCUCUCUGCGGUUUAUAAACUGGGAGGGAGCGGCAUCAGCUGCUGAGUGUGACGUCUGCCCGGGCGGCUUUAUCUGUCCCGAUAAUUCAACUGUGUCCGAACCAUGUCCAGCUGGAUUUUACUGUGAGGUCAGCAAGGCUGUAGCCGCCUGUCCUGAAACGACCUACAACCCGGUGCAAGGGGCAGAUGACUCUAGCUACUGUCUGCCGUGUCCUGCUGGGUACUUCUGUAACACCACAGGGAUGGCCAACUACACUGUGAGCCCCUGUCCUACAGGAUGGUACUGUACCAACGCUACUACUGCACCCCAGCCCUGCCCCCCGGGCACAUACAGAGAUGCGAUAGCGGCAGGAAGUGAUGCCGACUGUGCUCGAUGUCCAGCAGGCUUCAUGUGUUCCAACUUCAGCAUGUCGUACGGAGGAGACCAAUGUACCACCGGCUAUUACUGUCCAGAGGGGUCCCACAACGAGACCAUCUGUCAGGCCGGGUAUUACUGUAACAGAUCCAUGUCCCAGGUCCCCUGUCCCCCGGGCUACUACUGCCCAGAGGGAUCAGCCACGCCCAUGCCCUGCCCCCAGGGUCAUUACUGUGAGAAACUAGACGACUGUAAUAUGACAGAUGCAGGUGCCAUAGAGCCAAUCAAGUGCCCCUUGGGUUACAAAGAAAAAGAUGCAGCUCCGCGUGAAUCAUUCGCAGAUACAUGUGAAGCGUGUAAACCAGGAACAUUCGGUGCUGACCCUAAUCGUGCUGUGUGUGCUGCCUGUCGUGCAGGCGUCGUCUGUUUGACACUUGCCAUUACAGAUGAACCAGGAGACAACUCCAGUGCUUACUAUGGGGUCAACGCAACCAAUUCCUACCCCUGUCCAGAAGGUUACUACUGCCCAGAGGGAAGUGCAGAACCGACAGCUUGUCCAGCAGGGCGAUUCCGUUCCUCACAAUACGGAGGAAGUGUUGCUAACUGUGAACAGUGUCCUGUAGACCACUUCAAUCAUCUAACAGGACAGAAAGCCUGCUUUGUGUGUGGUAGUAAGGCUAGCCAGUCUCUCACCGGACAGCCCACGUGUACAUGUUUAGGAUCAGGGCGGGACUUCCAGGAAAGUGAUCGUGAAUGUGUAUGUGCUGCUGGGUUCCUUGAGGUGACCAGCUCUACAACAUCUUCCGACUGCUACAAACAAGUGUAUGACCUCUGUACAUCUGGAGCUACUAGAACUCAGCACGGCCGAUGUUUUACACCUGACCAAUGGCAGACAUACUGUAUGAACGAGGUUUGCCCUACUAAUGAGUAUGUGGGUUACGAUCGUCUGCUGGGGAUGUGUCUGUGUAAGACCGAUGACCUUGAGGAGGUGUGUGACCUUGAGUGUCGCUUAGCCCAGAAGCAAACUAUCGUAUUAGCCUGUGCUGCAGAGCCACUGAAUGUACAUGUUAUUGUCCGUGAUUCGAAUAACAAUAUUUUGACUGAAAUUGAUACACAGUACCUCACAAAGAUUAUCAACUCUCGGAACGCACUUUCCUCGGAUCAGUGUACCGCUAGAGAUGACUCGGAAAUGCAAAUCAAUGUUUGUCAGUUAAGUAGCCGGGGAUUCCUUGGUGUGUACGCUCCUGACCCAACAGAGUUGAUAGGAAUGUUGACUGCCAACAGCAAGGGAAACUACACCGGAAAUAUUACUGUGGACAGCGGUGUAUAUGGUCGCCGUCGGUUACUGGCAUCUUCCAGCGUGGCCGGAUCCCUCUUCACUGGAAUUGAGAACCCUGUUGUCUGUCUGGCAAACGGAGAGAUCAUGUUAUUUAGUGUUACCAACACUUACUACCCCAUCUAUGACAAGAACAACCUUUUCAACACAAACGGAGCGUUUGACUAUGGCGGAUUCCGUACAAUGGUGGAAGCUGCAGCAGUCACCGCUACGUCGGCAACAUUGUUCUCCUACCAGUUCAACGACCCAGGCGUAUACGUGUUCUACCUGAGCACCGACUCCACGAAGAAAAUGUAUAUCCGAGUGAUGCAGACUAGUGCCCAGUGCUCACAGACUGGUCCCUACUUCCCUGCGACGUCCUCAAGUAUCAUUGCUAAUGGUAUCGCCACGGCAUCUGACAUCCUACAGGCUCCAGACUGGCAGGUCAUCUUCAUCAUCUUUGGAGUCGCACUUCUGGCUAUGGUCAUCAUGAUGCUAGCACUGUUGCUGUUCCGCAAAUAUGGGUGGUCAAAGGCCUCCUAUCUAUUCCCCUUCUACCGUAAGGUGACGAGGAAAUACAACUUUGACGACUACGCCAGUAAGGGAUCCACGGUCCAUCCGGUCCGUAAAUACCACCGUAACAUGCAUGCCAUCACCCGCGGCAACGGACCACCUGACAAUGACACCUUGGCAGUUCUUGAUGCGACUAACAUUGACGUGAAGGAUGAUGACUUCUGGGAUUACGACAGACAAGUCGACCUGGAGGCGUUUAACACCCGUACUCUGUACGACACGCUCUCCAAACAGUCUCGAGGAGUAACCACGACGAUCAGUAAACACAAGGAUGAGAUGAAGCAAAUGUAUGGUAGAAUGGCCAAUCAAAAUGAGUCUCUCAAAGGCUUAUGGGCUGCCAAGAUGAAUUUGAAAGGCAAAGCAGCAUUGGCUAGUGAUGAAGACCUGGCAUCUUAUGACACCAAGUUACACAUGCUGGAGAUUGAACUGGAGAGACGGAAGGAUGUUGGUCAGAAGUUUGAACUGAUACUUAGAAGGCAGAACCUUCUAAUGGAGGACGAUGAGAAAGCCAGGGAGGAUCACCAGGUGAUGUUCCAGGCAAGUCUACGAGAAAGUGUACGGACACUGAAAGAGUAUGCCAUCCAACUCCAGCAGAGCGCGACCAGCGAUGGAGAACUGAACCGUGAAGCCCAGCUUACCCUUAACACAAGAAUCGAAAUGCUGCUCCACAAAAUGUCUGAUGAAAACAGAAAAGAAUGCCAGAGGACAAGUGCCUGGGGCGUGCUUGGUCAGGGCACCGGAGGACAGCUACUGAAACCUGGCAAGAGCUCUCCUAUGAGGAGGGAGGAAUUGAUAGGGUCUGAUAUGAGCAUCAAAGCCGGUGAUCUAAUCACCAUGGACAAAACAACAGGAUUACUCCGACCCAAAUCAGGAACAAAGAUGGUCCUUGGCGACGGAAGCAUCGUCGAGGUGCCCUCUGACUAUUUUGUCCACCCCCAGACAGGCCAUGUGCUUCCUAUACAAGGAAAUGUGGCUUUUGACCCCGUGACCUCUAGACUUGUGUUUGUCGUAGAUGCAGCUACAGGUGAGGCUGCUAGAUCCGAGGAACCGUUCAUCCCAUACGUACCCUACCCAGUGAGUCGUAAAUCUGGACAACCUGUUGCCACGCCCCUCAAACCUAUUGAACACAAAAGUGACCUCAAGUACGGGUCACCAAUGUUUGACCCCGUGACCGGACUACAUGUGCCCAUCAUGUCUAUGACCAUACAUCCCCAGACCGGGGCUGUCUUACCUAUCGGCAGUACCCACAUUGAUCCUGUCACCGGCAUGCCUACCCCAAUGGAGGUCGGCUCCCUCAUGGUGGAUCCCAACUCUGGACAACCCGUACCCAUUCUGGCCGUCUCCCUCGACACGGAGUCAGGAGACAUAGUCCCUGUCGGAGGAACCAAACCUGGAGAUCGCGAUGGCCUUCCCAUAAUUCCAGGAGACUCUUUCGUUGAAUCCCUCAGUGGGAAGCUGGUGCGCAUUCAUGGCGGCUAUCUCAAGGACACAGCAGUGCUGCCAUCUGGUGGAGGUUACCAGGCCCUGCUCGACUCCAGUGUACUGGCAUGUGAGGCUCGAGCAAAUGAUGCUGUGAGGCAACACAAGGACGCUCUAAUGGCGGCCAAUGGUCCCAAUGUAAACAUACGCCAUGAAGAAUCAAUGCUGGACGCAGCUCUCAAAGAACUAGAGAAGGCUCGGGGAAGGUCCAGGGCUUACUUGCUUCGCAGCCAACAUGACAUCCAGCGACGUCUCGAUCGCGCCUCCAUUCUGGCUGCCACUGGUGGAUGUCCAGGAAUGUAUGAAUUUUCGAAGACUGGACAGCUACUUCCUAUCCUGGUGGGAACGAUGAUGCAGGAUCCCGCUGGCUCAGGACAGGAAGUGCCGAUUUUGGGGGCGGAGAAAGAGAAGAAGACAAAUAAUAUUAUCCCUGUAGGAGGCACUAUGGAGGAUCCUGAGGGAGGAGGUCUGGUUCCGAUUGCCAUUAGCAGAAAGGCUGUUGAUCCUGUAACAGGGGAGAUAAGUCCAGUUAUAGGGGUCCGGCUGAAUCCUGAAAACAGUUUAGCGAUUCCGAUCACACUAUCCACCGGUGGACCACGCAAACGCAAACCUCCACCUGGAGCUCUCGCAAUGCUUGAGGAAGAAUUGGUAGCUCGGCGCGGAUUCUGGCGACGCCAGCGACAGAUGGAACGAGAGUUGACCACCAAGGAACAUCUCUUGGCCCAACAGCUGCUUUUCGAUAUAGACUCAGUGACGACAAAAACUCUCGAACGAUUCUUGGAGGAGAUUGAUAAUGGAACCCAUCAGUUGUUGGAGGCUGAGAAGCGAGAGGUACAGCGCAGAGGGGGUGCUGAACAGGAGUACGCCACCAUUAUACCACCAGAGGUCAUAGCAGUCCUGUUACAAGGAGAUCCCAUGGAACAUCAGAUGGAGGAAGGACACGUCGCUGCUCAUGUGAAAUUCUGUGACAUGCUGCGACGAUUUUUUGGCAAACUUCAGAGUGAAGAGAGGAAUUAUCGGGACAGGAUUAAUGAAUUGGAAGGGGCUUUGAACCCUGACGCAGAGAACACAGUGUUACAGCGAUAUCGCCAGGCUAAAACUCGACUCCAGGCCGAGCUCCACGACCAUCUCACCAAUAAAAUGGAGGCUUUGGAUGAAGCUCACUCAGCCCUUGAGUAUGCAAGGGAGAGAUCAGAACUAUGUGCAAUAGAGGCCAAGAUUGUCCUGACACACGCUGGACUACUGGCCGGGGACUAUGAUUGUCAGUUGUCGGGUGUCUAUGGCGAUGUGUACUCGCAAGGCGGCAAUGACUCAGAACUUGUACCAUUACUGAAACAGUUGAUAGCUAUGCUGGAAUCGGGUGGGCCUUUCGUCCUGUCACCAGAACUCCUCAACCUCAUCAACAUGGGAACAGGGGGAACUGGAGGUAUGACCAACAAUGUAACAAACAUGAAAAUAGACGGAGGUCACAUGGCAGGAGGGUCAUCAGGAGACCAGUCAAGGUCGGGAGAUCAAAGGUCACAAGGUCAAAAGUCAGGAGGUCAAGGACAAGGUGGAGUACAACACGUGUCACAUGUCAAAUCUGGAGGAGAUCACAAGACCAUCAUACAUGGUGACACAACUGUUUUCGGAUCAAAGGGCAAAGAUCAAAGUGAUCAGUCUGCCCUUGACAAGUCAAGGGCAGCUUUUGAGAAACAGGCGUAUGAGGCAGCAAAGCUAGAGAAUGACUUAAAGAGGACAGAGAUGGAUGGAAUCAAUGGUACUUUGGAGGAGUUUGAGAAGAAGAAGGAGAAUUCUACUGAUCGGGCUAAGAGAGAGCUGGAGAAGAUGUUGCUGAAGGCUCGGUCUGAGGAGGAGAAAGAAAAGUUGAUGAUGCAGCAUGCUGAAGACAUCCAAAAGCUCAAUGAAGCUUUUGAGAAACAGAAACUCAAACAACUUAAGAACUUACGCAAACGUCUUAUGGAGGAACGUCGUCAGAAAAAGAAAGACUUACACAAAAAGCACUUAGGUGAGGCAGAGUCGCAGGAUCUUCCAGCGGCGGCAGUUCCAAACAUUCACAUGCCAUCUUAUGAGGAGCUGAAACAGGAGUUGCUACGGUUACAACAGCUCCAGGAACAGAUGUGGGCAGACAUGAGGAAGGGAGGCAUGGAAGCGGCUGGCAACGUACCAGCGGUCGACAUUGACCCAGAGUUUGAACGACAGAUCCAUGCCAUGGAUCUUACUAAAGCACAGAAAGAGGAAUUGAUCAAUUCUACACGAACACGGAACAACAAGCUCCACAAACAAAUUGAGGAUAUGAAACAGAAGUUACAGGACAGAAAGAACAGGAAGGCUGGCAUGAGGCUACUGGAGGAUGAGGACUUGGAGGGAGUGAGUGAGGAAGAGAAGAGGAAGUUACUGGAGGCAAGAGGUACAGAGGAGGAUGCUGACAGACUCAUGGAAGACGUGGCCAUCCUAGAUUCCCUCGUCGCCAUGGAGAAGGAGCAACAGAGACGAAAUGAAGAGAAGGCAAUGCAGGACAUGCUGAAAAAUGUGAAUGCAGAGGAUCGCGACCGUAUCAUGACAGAGUUCAACGAACACAUGAGACAGCUAAACAGUCGCCGUGACGACAACAGGUCUGAGGCUCACGACAAGAUGAAGGCUAAGCUGGCAGCCAAAAAACGCAUGAGGGAAGAACUGGACAAAGAAAGGGCAGUCAACAAAGAGCUUGACCAUAUCACCAAGACACAUGCUGCCCAGGGUGACACGGAAACGGCAAAUGUGAUGAUGCAGAUCAACAGCAAGGUGAACAACGACAAACUGACUGCGGAACAACAGAAGCUCGUCGACCAGCAGCUCCGAGAACAGGAGGAGAUGGAGCGAAGACAGAAGGACGAACUGAGGAAAGAGAAACGAACCAUUGACGACAACGCAGCUCAGGAGGAACAGAAUAUAGAACAUCAGAUCAAACAACAGAAACAACUGGCUUUAGCCGCUCACAAGAACAAGUUUGACCGUGACGUGACGUUGCAUCACAAGAAUUUGAACGAGGCAGAGUAUGAGAAAUUGUUGACAGCUCAUAAGAAGGAAAUGGACGCUCUGGGCGAGAAUCUGGACAAAGAGAAAGAUCGACAGAAGAAUGCGCUGGCAGACAGAAUCGAGAAGAGGAAGAGAUUGAGGACUGAACAGCUGCAACAGACACACGACAUUGAGAUGACGAGGGAGAUGUCACGACAACAACAGGAACGCGACAAGGUCAACGAAAAAAUUGCACGCAACGUGGAAAACUCAACUCUGGUGGAAAGUGUCAAGGUCUUGAACAAGGGGAGGAAGGGAAAGAAUAAGAACAGCGAGCAGGCAGAGAACAUGGUCUACUCCGUGUUACGACAGCGCCACCUGAAGGAGGCUAUCCAUCUGGAGGAUCAACUCGCUCGUGAGCUAGAAGCCAUGAGGAAGAAGGCCUGUAUCGAAAUUGAUGAAAGACGCCAGAAAGAGAGAGAUGGUUUAUUGGGAACAUUUGAACAGGAAAUGCGUGAUCUGAUAGCUAGUGCUGGGGACAUGUCACCGGAGGAGUUAGCUAGGAGGAAAGAACAGCUGAAGAAACAGCAGGAGAAAACAUUGAAGGACUUCGACAACUUGACAACACAGCUGAUCACACAGGCAGAGAAGGAGACGACGCCCCAACAGGAAGUACAACAGAUGUACGCCCGCCUGGAACUCAAGGAAAAGCAGCUACAGGAGCUAGCGGACGCCAUGAAGCGGUACUCGCCCAGCGAGGAACUGUACAAACAAUACCAGGAGGAGGCUCGUCUGGCCAUGGAGGAAGCCAAACACUACAAGAACGAGAUUAUGAGGCGGAUGCAGGAGGAACUCGAGAGACGUAAGGCGGAGGAGAAACAACGAGAGGAGGAGAGGAAGAGGGCCCUGCUGGAAAAACUAAGACAAAUGGAGAAAGAUUUGGAGAAGGAGGAAGAAUUAGAAGCUCAGCGAGCUCGUGAGCGUGAGGCAGAGAAAGAAAGGCUGAGAAAACAACAACUGGAAGAACGUGAUCGAAGACAGAAGGAUGACAUCAAGAAAUCUAACAUAAGUGAAGAUGAAAAGACACGCCUACUUCGGGAGCACGAAGAGAACAUGGCAAGACUGAAAGAAAUGAUGCAGAAGGAUCACUCCAAGAGCAAAGACACACUAAAGGCACGUCUGAACGCCAGGAAACAACGACGACUCGCCGGAGAACGAGCUAAGCUUGAGAAAGAGAGUUUGAUGGACAGUAACCGGGAUCAACAAGCGAAUCUUAUCAGGAGACAACAGGAAGGUAUGCUGCAGAGCAGUCUGCCAAAGACGGCUGACAAAGACCAGUUUGGAUUGGCUGCUGUACCGACUCCAGCCUCCUCAUCAACACCGGGUGGAUUUACUUCAACAGGCAACGCGGAGCAGGAUUGGGUGAACAUGUUGAUGAUGUCACCACUGUUUAAACAAAUCAACGACUUGGCCGACAUGUUGAAUGACAGUGACAGUGGAUCAGGAUCAUUAGACAGAGUCCUUGGUGCGGAUUACUCCCGGUCAUACAUUGACGUAAAGGAUGCCCAGUGGGAAUCUAAGGGUGACCUUGCCCCCGUGAACAUAAACAGUAUUUCCCCUAGUCAGUUUGUUGUGUACCGCUUCGGUGUGUUCAUGAUCCGAAUGCUUCAUCAAACAAUCGGAACACCGGAGGUCAGUCUACUUUUGGCAUCAAAUCUUCCGAAAAACAAUUACGACCGCAACGCCUUCAGAAAUUCAGUUCACUUUGAACAUGCUCGUAAGAUCUUGUUUGUGCGUCGUGAGAGGAUGGAGUCCAUUGGUGAAUUUGUUGUAGUGAUUUUACAUUCCCUGGCUCAUAUCAAAUCUGGAGACAUGACGGACGACAGCAACACGCUGUUCAUGAGGGAAUUCUACAAGGGAUUGAGAGUUAUCUGCCAGGAUAUGUUCUUCUCAAGGGCCAGAAACACACCAGCAACACAGGGUCUGAUUGGCUCAACAUCCACCAAUAGCAGAGUGGCUCUCGAACAGGCUUUGGGAAGUGUCAAAAACCAAGAUGAAAAGAUUCUUAUGAUUGAUGAGUUAGUUGACAUGAAAAUUGAAGGACCAACAAGACUUGACUUCUCAGAUCAGCAAAUGUCCCAGAGAUUGUACGGAUCAGAGACAUUGGCCAGUAAUGCACGUCUACGACAGUAUCUGUCAUCGAAGGGAGGAGUCCUAGCGUCCAGCGACUUUGUCAGCUCUCGGAUGGCAGAACUUAAAGGGAUAACAAGUCCAACGCCAUCUCCAAGACCAAGCCCAUUAAGACGACAGCGGAUUGUGGCCCCCAUGAAGUCGCCUAGGGACGUCCUUGACACUCAGCUGGUUGACAUGGAGACACGGAAUGAUGCAAUGAACAAAGAUCUGGCAGAGGCCAUGGUAUCUGAAGCCGACUUGAGGCAGGGAAUCAAAGAGCUGGAACAGGAUCCGUCCGCAGGUGACCGGCUAGGUCAAGCUCGUGACCAGCUAGUGACCGUACUUGCCAAGAAAAAUGAUCUGCUGAAGCGGGUAUCGUGCCUUGAAGCUGACAUUGCAAAGAAAGAAAAAGAGCUCAAAUCUAAGAGGAGAUAAAUGUGAUUUGAACUAAAGACUUCGGCCCAAAAAUGUUGAGAUCUAUUUGAGGAUGUAUUGAGUUUUCUCUGUC
Mizuhopecten yessoensis (Yesso scallop) is the source of this 30256-nucleotide messenger RNA. RefSeq lists its product as uncharacterized. Gene Ontology annotation, molecular function: protein binding; chitin binding. Gene Ontology annotation, cellular component: extracellular region. The transcript has 133 exons. The record is from RefSeq and is a predicted model, not a curated record. Bases 247 to 30183 code for a protein of 9978 amino acids. Lineage: Eukaryota; Metazoa; Mollusca; Bivalvia; Pectinida; Pectinidae.